AGGGAGAGUGGGCGGGGAAGGAUCUCUUAAGAAAUGUAGUUACAGCUUUGAAUGUCGUUCACUUAGACCGUGGGAUCGUAGAAGGGAUAAGAACAAUGGGGUAGCUACUUGCAGACAAAAUAGAAUCACAUGUCCCCAUUGGUAUUUUUGGUGAAAACUCUGAGUACCAGUUCAGCUGGCAUCAUGGAUAACAGGUGUUAUGGCUGUGCAUCCAAGUUUACUGUCUUCAAGAAAAAGUGUGGAUGCAAGGGUUGUGGUCGUGGAUUUUGCUCAAGCUGCCUUGGAUUCAGUGCUAUUGUUCCCCACUGUGGUGACACUCAGCAGAAGGUUUGCAAGCAAUGUCACGGGGAGUUAACAAGUGGAUCAUCUCAAUCAAAUUCAGGUAGAUGGUCUCCACCAGAGAAUUAUAAGAAGCGGAUUGCAGCUCUGGAAGCCAAGGAAAACCAGCCCCAGAAAACAAGGCCUCAGAAGGGCUUGGUGAAAUCUCAGAGCCAGACAGACUCCAGAUAUCAAGGACUAUCAAAGGAGGAUCAGAUUCUAACAGAGAGACUGGAGAGGCUCAAGAAGGCAGUAAGGCCCAAGACUAUACCAUCCCAGGCGGAGAUAGAAUCUAGGCUGGCAGCGCUGAAAGCUGACUCUGGAAGACCCGUUCCAUCAGCCCAAGAGAUGGAGAACCGUCUGGCAACCUUGCAGGGCAGAACACUUCCAUCUACAGCACUCAGGCCUGUACACCAGGUCUCCAGCAGCAAGACACAGGUCGAGGAGGCAGAUGACUUGCUGAACCAGAUGGCUGAGGAAGUCACCAUUGAUGAGAGUGGGGGCUUCAGAAUUACAUCUCAAGAAGUGAGGACACAGAAUUUGAAUGACUUAAAUCAAAUAGAUGGUACUGCAGGCAGUUCAGAUCUGCCUCUCAGGCAGUUGGAGGAGGAGAAAACUAAAUUGUUGGCACAGGCUGCUGCUGAACUCAGGGAGGAGAACACCAGGGCGGAAAAGAUUUUGGAAGUGGCCAAGCGAUUGGCAGUUUUAAAAGGCAAAGAUCCUGAGACAGGUGUGUAACAAGAAACAUUCAAG
Python bivittatus (Burmese python) is the source of this 1071-nucleotide messenger RNA. Lineage: Eukaryota; Metazoa; Chordata; Lepidosauria; Squamata; Pythonidae. The record is from RefSeq and is a predicted model, not a curated record.